Molecule: messenger RNA, 4926 nt
Organism: Oncorhynchus kisutch (coho salmon)
Lineage: Eukaryota; Metazoa; Chordata; Actinopteri; Salmoniformes; Salmonidae
Product: alpha-adducin
Exons: 19
Coding region: 292-2763 (823 amino acids)
Biological process (GO): barbed-end actin filament capping; positive regulation of establishment of endothelial barrier; positive regulation of adherens junction organization
Cellular component (GO): postsynaptic density; focal adhesion; adherens junction
Molecular function (GO): actin filament binding
Source: RefSeq, a predicted model, not a curated record
GGUACGUCACAACUCUGACGUUGCCCUAUUGAAGUUGACGUGUAAAAUGGUUAGGUUUAGGGUUACGGUUGUGGUAAGGUAAUGUUAGGGACGUCCCAAGGAUUCCAGAAAGAACUAACCCAAGUGAGAGGGCGGUAGUUGGGCGGAGCGUCGCAGUAACUACAAGCAGAACCUGACCCCUUUGAAAGCACAGCGGAUAGAAAUUGUGAAAAUAGCAGGCUCGCUAUCUAGAAGAAGGUGCUGUCUUUCCAACCAUAUUUCGAAUAAACGAGGGAGCCAACAGACCUGGUGAUGAACGGUGACUCAGGUGCUGGGGUGGUGACUGCCCUCCCGCCCACCACCGCCCCCCACAAGGAGCGCUACUUUGACCGUGUGGAUGAAAGCAGCCUAGAGUACCGGCGUGAGAGAAACAUGGCUCCAGACCUCAGACAGGAUUUCAACAUGAUGGAGCAGAGGAAGAGGGUCUCCAUGAUCCUGCAGAGCCCGGCGUUUUGUGAUGAGCUGGAUACAAUGAUCCAUGACCAGCUGAAGAGGGGAAAGACCCCCACCAGCCUGUUGGCCCUGCAGCAGAUAGCUGAUUUCAUGACCACCACUAUCCCCACCAUGUACCCUGCAGCGCCACAGGGAGGCAUGGCUGCACUCAACAUGACACCCCAGGGAGCCAUGACUGCCCUCAACAUGAGUCUGGGUAUGGUAACUCCAGUGAAUGACCUGCGUGGAUCUGACUCUAUCUCCUAUGAGAAAGGAGAGAAACUGCUUCGUUGUAAGCUAGCUGCCUUCUACCGCCUGACAGACCUCUUUGGCUGGUCCCAGCUCAUCUACAACCACUUAACCGUCAGGGUGAAUUCAGAUCAGGAGAGGUUCAUUAUUGUCCCUUUUGGGCUUCUGUACAGUGAAGUCUCCGCCUCCAGUCUGGUGAAGAUUAAUAUGCAAGGGGAGAUUGUGGACCGGGGGAGCACCAAUCUAGGGGUCAACCAGGCUGGCUUCACUCUCCACUCAGCCAUCUAUGCAGCCCGGCCAGACGUUAAGUGCAUUGUGCACGUCCACACACCGGCAGGAGCUGCAGUGUCGGCCAUGAAGUGUGGCCUGUUACCCAUCUCUCCAGAGGCCCUGACCCUGGGGGAGGUGGCUUACCAUGACUAUCACGGCAUCAUCAUAGACAAAGAGGAGAACGUCCUCAUACAGAAGAACCUGGGGCCAACCAGCAAGGUUCUGAUCCUGAGAAACCAUGGUUUGGUGUCUGUUGGGGAGACUGUGGAGGAAGCCUUCUACUAUAUCCACAACCUGGUCACUGCAUGUGAGAUCCAGGUGCGCACCCUAGCCAGUGCUGGAGGACCUGGUAACCUGGUGAUGCUGGACCCUGCUAAGUACAAAUCCCGGCCACGGUGCUCUGUGCAUGUCGAGGGCUCCACACACCCGAAGUGGCUGGUCGGGGAGCAGGAGUUUGAGGCUUACAUGAGGAUGCUGGAUAACCUGGGUUACAGGACAGGCUACCCUUACAGGUGCCCUGCCCUGCGAGACAAAGCUAAAAAGUUCAGCAGCGACAUAGAGAUCGCUCCCUCGGCCACGGGCUAUUCCUAUGCCGAGGACAGUGAUUCGGGCGCUCGCUCCCCUCUCAAGCACAGCUUUCAGAGGCAGCAGCGUGACAAGACCCGCUGGCCCAACUCGGGCCGGCCGGAAGAGGCCUACGAGGAAGGGCCCGACGGUGGCAGCCCCAAGUCGAAGACUAAGGUGUGGACGAACAUUACACACGAUCACGUCAAACCCUUGCUGCAGUCUCUCUCGUCCGGUGUCUGCGUGCCAAGCUGUAUUACCAACUGCUUGUGGACGAAUGAGGAAGGAAUGCGACAGGCUGCAGUAGCCAAUCAGUUUGUCCCGCUCAACACAAACCCCAAGGAGGUGCUGGAGAUGAGGAACAAGAUCCGAGAGCAGAACCUUAAGGACAUCAAGACUGCAGGGCCUGAGUCCCAGGUGCUGUGUGCUGGAAGCAUAGUGGACCGCUCCUUUGUCCAGGACGCCCCUCUGUCUGACUGUACGGACACUAUUGCCAGCCUCGAUCUGUCAGAGGCCAAUAGUCCUGCUAAGUCUUUUAGAAAGGGAGAGCUGGUGACAGCGUCUAAGGCCAUCAUAGAGAAGGAGUACCAGCCCAGAGUCAUCAUCAACCAGAAAGGCCCCAACCCCUUCAACAAGCAGUUCGACCAGGAGCUGGAGGAAUACCGCAAGGAGGUGGAACUCAAACAGAAAGGACCCGAUGUACAGGGCGAAGGGUCCUCCACAGCCAGGACAGAGCUCCCUUCACCUGGGCCUGGGGAGGGAGGCCUGUCCCCCUCUACCUCCCCACAGAAGCCUGCACUGAAGCCAAAGCCCUGCUGUGUCCCAGAGAAGGGACUGGAUGUUUCAGAGACCCCCCCCACAGCCUCCACGGCCACCCCUACCACCACCACCUCUUUCCCCAGCCGAGACACCCUGACACAGUCGGGGGAUGGUCAGGAGAGCCCUGGGACGUCCACAGGGUCGGGGCCCAGGGCCUACGGGGGAGAUUCCCGCCCGGAGUCUCCUCACAAGGAUUUUCACUGUGCCGUGCUGAAGGCUCUCAGAACCACCAACACAGAACUGGCUGCCCUCACCCUCCUUGAGGCUCCAGAUGCGUUACUGGAGCCUGAGGAAGAGGUGAAGGGUCAGAGUCAGACCUGUACGCCCCCCAGCACCCCUGUCAGAGCAGAGGAAGGAGAUGGAAAUGCUAGAGAGUACCUGUUGCCAUAGUAAAGCCCCAGCCGGAGCACACCUAUAAGUAUGAGAGUGACCAGGCUCCACUGAGACAGACCCUCCCUGACCUGACCCAAGACGACGAACCCUCCGCCACCCCAGCCCCCACCCUCCCCGCCAAAGACCCCACUCCUGUCCCUCCCGCCACCACUGAGGGAGAGGGGCCUGCUGACGCUUCCGCCGCCGGCAACCAAGACUGUGAACAGGACGGUGACGAAUAUCCCAGCAAAUCACCUUCCAAGAAGAAGAAGACGUUCCGCACUCCCUCCUUCCUCAAGAAAAACAAAAAGAAGAUGGAAGAAAAGGAACAAAAAGCAAAGGAACCCUAGAUGAGACCUCCGCCUGCACACCCCUCUCACGCUUUGUAACCCUUUGCUUCCCCUUGAGCGAGCCACAACCCACAUCAUUUGAUGUUGAUGCUUUUUAUAAUUUGUUUGUCUGGCAUUACAACUUUGUGGGCACCUCCAAGUGUGUGCUAAUUUUCUAUAAAAAAAGGGUCAAAAUCACUUACGAAGUUUUAAUAAGUCGCUUUCAUUGGUGAAUGACUGUGCAUUAAGUCUGGUUCAGUGUGGCUUGUUACGCAUGCUGUCUAUUUAGGCCCACUACUUGGAGUGAGCAGUGCAUUUUUAUUUUCAAAUUAUUCUUAUUUUUUAAUACUUACUGAAACUCGAUUAACCACUACAAUGUUUUGGGAUUGUAUCAAAGUCCCCCCCCCCCAAAAAAAAUAUGAAAAUAAGCUUUUACUCUGUCAUUUAACUGGUGGUAACCGAUUCAAAAUGUAUAACUACAAAUGAACUGCAUGGUGCUAAUUUCUGAUUUCUAACAUUAGCGUGAAAUCUGUUCACUCAAACAUGGGGUCCAAGUUAGGUUUCUCUUGGCCAAGAACUCAAAUCAUGUCAAGAAUAGCAUAACAACUCUUAAUCUGAAUUUGACAUUCUGUCAUUCCCGUACCUCUUCCAUCAACCAGGGUUUAGUGGCACCUGGUGAGAGGGAGGACUGCUGCUCCAAUCACAAAGAGACAAACAAACGGGACCUAAGAGGACAGAUACAGUACUAGACAGAGAAUACAAAUGUAUUUUAUAUAGUUAAUGAUAUAGCUAUAGUCAAUAUAUUUUGUUAUUCAAAAAAAAAUCUUCAUUUAGCCAUUUUCACUUGCUGUGAGAGCACUGUGAACUGAAGCACCACAGCCUGGACUGCUGUUUUUAUAACCGUUGCUUUUAGAGGAAACAGUAGGUCAGCCUGGAUCCAAACUGAAAGUCAAAAAGAACAAUUCAGUCUGGAUUCAGGCUACCGAUAAGUAUAUAGGGAAUGUUGGAAUACAGUUGUUUUGAAGCCACAUCGCACCAUUUUAACACUGCAUGCAUGAUCAGUGACCACACUGCAAUGGACUACUCUCUGAACCCCCUCUGAAAUGAAAUAACUGUCUCAAGAAAACAUCUCGCUUUCAAGUUGCAUUCAAGAUACUGGAGUUCAUGUAAUCUAUCUGUUGGUGUGAUCUUACAGCCUGGUCCCAGAUCUAUUUGUGCUGUCACACCAAACAAUGGCAAUAGGAAUGGACGAAAUGACACAUCUGGGACAAGGCUAGCGAUCUUACACCUUGGCUUUUUUAAAAAAAGUUGUCGGGCAGAGGGGCAUUGAUACCGGACCAAUGUCAUGAAUGAAUCCCACUUGCCUGUGAAGCUUGGUUUUAGACCACUAUCAAAACCUAGCCUGGUCCCAAUUCUGUUAGUGCUGUCUUUACCAAUGGCAUAAAGGACCAUAGGUGUUGGCAAGAUGGCACAAAUGGAUCUAUGACCAGGCUACUAUUAACCUGGUAUAUUACAUGAUUGAUGCAAGCUGAGGACAUUAGCCUGUUCCCUGAAGAACCGCAUGGCAUUAAACUAAGGCCUUGUAUUGUUUGUUGUCUCUACAUUAUGACUGUAACUCCCUUUUACUUAUUGUUAAUAACUCCCUUUUACUUAUUGUUAGUAUUAUUAGCACAAUAAUAGCAAAGUCCUUAGUCAUUUCUUCACUUUAAGUCACUUAGAAUUGUUUUAAACUUGCAGCUAAGCUGUUCCCCCAUUACACAAAUGUGUAAUUAUACCAUUUAUAGACUACCAUCUUUUUCACUGUACUGUUUAUUUUUGUUCAAUCAUUAAUAAAAAUCCUUCCUUCAAACAA